GGUGGCAAGUGUACAGAGUGAGCCUGGCCAGCAGAAUGUCCUCUUGCAGCAGCCACUGGGGAGGAAGAGGGGCCUGAGGCAGCUAAGACGCCCUCUCCUGUCAAGGCAGAAGACUCAAGCUGAACUCAGAAACCGUCAUGGCGCUCGACUGUCUACCACUCGCAGGAGCAUUCAACCGAAGACAAAGCCAUCUGCUGACCAGAAGCGAUCUGUGACAUUCAUCGAGGCUCAGCCAGAGCCAACAGCUGCCCCCACAGACAUGCUUCCUGUCACAGGCCAAACACAAGGCUGCAGCCCAGGCCUAUCUGGGAAGCCAGAAGGAACAGACAAGCCAGUGCUCACAUCCUCUCCCGCCAUUGUCGUUGCGGAUCUCCAUAGCCUGUCUCCCAAGCAGAGUGAGCUCCUUCAUGCUGAAGAAGGAGAAAAGAAGGAGGAUACGGAGGUACAAGGUGCCGCAGCACACAGCCCCCCCUCUACUCAGCUGUCCGACCCUGAUGACUUCACUGGCCUCGAGACAUCCAGCCUCCUACAGCAUGGAGACACUGUCCUUCAUAUCAGUGAGGAAAAUGGCAUGGAGAACCCCCUGCUGUCCAGCCAGUUCACUUUCACUCCUCCAGAGCUGGGGGAGACCGAUGCAGCCCUGGAUGAGUUCCGUGUUUAGUUCUGUACUGCAGGAGCUCCGCUUGCCGACAGUAGAAUGCUUUCGAGCUAAGUGAUUAACUCUAAAACAGCACUUCAUAGCCCUUCGGUGGCAGUAAGUCUGAGAGGAUUUCGCUGCCCAAACUCCUAAUGUUUCAUAAACAUCCUAAAAAUCAAUAGCUAAAAGUCUUUAGUUGUGUGAAGACCAUGAAAACAGAGAAGAAUAGGGGAAAGAGCCAUCUCACUGCACAUUGUAGAUAGCACGCUUUGAGCAGCUAGGAAUACAUACUACUAUUACAGACAGCUUGAGAAUAUAUAAUAUUACUGCCCUCGUAAUAUUAACGAUAUGUUCUAAAAGGGAAUGCAGUCUUUUAAGAUGCAUUAUACAUCUCAUGAAAAUGUUUAUUUUUGUAGUUUCAAAAUUUUACAUUAGGUGGCUAUAUGCAUAUCAAUUUACAUUAAAAAAACAAUUGAUAAGAAAAAUAAUUAGAGAAACUAAAUAACAAACCCUACAGCCAUUUUUUGUUUUGGCCAAUAAUAUAGCCAGUUAUUUAAAAAAAAAAAGCAAAAUACUAUUUUUAGAGCUAUGGAGUUUUCAAAAUUUAUUUUUUAACUGUCCUUUUCAUUACAUGUUAUAAAUCAAAAUUCUAAUGUCACAUAUCAUUCCAUUUCAUAUCUAUCGUAUUAGACAGAGAAUAUUCUAGAAAUUCUCAGACAUGAUUCUGAAUUAAUAGCAUAGAGAGCUCUAUAAUUAUAAAAAGCUAAAUGUAAAUAGCAUUGCUUGAAAGAGAUGGCAUUCCUACUUCUAGCCCUGACUACAUCAAUGUCAAGAUUAGGAUCUAUUGGGAAAGGGGGUUACUUUCCCUCACAGUCCUUGUGCCUGCCCCUGAGGGCAUCUUUUCAUACAUUAAAGUUAAGUUGUUAGCACUAGAUCAGAAAAUAACUUUUUCUCAGUAGUCAAAAAUAUUCUAUGAUUCUUAGGAGAUUCCAGUCAAUGGGGAAAAGUCAGAGUAAUCAACUUCUUUAUAGACUCAGACAGCUUGUAUAUAUGACAAAUAGGGCUUUAACUUGAAGUGCAGUUACUUCAAAAAAAAAAAAAAACAAUUUGAAAGACUUGUAAGGUCAGUACUUAGUAGAUUAUUGAAGGGCUCCACAUCAUGCAGUUCAUCAAUGGUUUCUGAAAGUUUAGCAGUUUACAUUAGAAAAAUGUACUGAGCAUUGAGAAAUCUCAUACACAUAUCUACAUUGGUGUGUAUGUAUGUGUGUGUGUGUGUGUGUGUGUGUGUUAGUCUUCAAGUAGAUGUUAAACAGAGAUUUUGACUAUGUUGAUACGAGUUUAAAAUAUAUUCUAUAUGCUCAAAUGUUGACUAUGUUAGCUAUGAAAUGUACAUGUAUAGAAAAAGACCUAUAAACCCAAACAAAUCAUAAAGAAAAAUGAUUUUUAUGUUAGAAUUGUUUAUUAAAUAAGCACAGCUUAUAUUGUGACUUACAAAAUCAAAUACAUUUUGGGGCUAUCGCCUCCUUCACCAAGAGAAUGAAAGUUAAUCUGUAAAUCCCCCAUGUCAGAAAAUCAAGGCUGUACCACCUCUUGGCCUUUUGACUGAGAAGAGUAUGGGACAUGAAGGAGAUAAGUAAACCUCUUUUAUGUGUUAAAACAUCUUCAUGUCACUUAUACUUAACGCAGAAUAUCCAUUUCUAAGUACAGAAGUAGACCUGUCAGUGGUUUUCUGGUUCUGAGCUAAGAUAUUUUGCCUGUUAAAAACUAUGCUGCUCAAUUAGCAUUAGAGGCCUUAUGUUUGGUAAUUACAAGUAUCUAUGUGCAUCUAUAUGUCUGUGCUUUGUUCCUGGAUUCUUGAUUCAAAAUCUCUGUAAUCAUGUCAGAUAUUUAAGAAGUAUCGAGGUCAAAGAACUGUUAAAUAUUCAAUAAUAACCCUAAAUACCUUUAUAUAUUUUAAAUGUGUUGGGCUGUUGGAGAAAUGAUUUUACUGGUCUGUCUGCCUUUUAACCUGACUCCUUCACUGUCGUGUAUGGAAAUCUGUUAGAAACUUUUUCAAUAAGCUAAGUAGCGUUUUUAUCUUGAAAGGAAAAAAAGAAGAGAGAGAGAGACAUGUCCACUCUGAGAAUUGCGUAUUGUUGGAACUUCUGAGACUUGGCAGAUGUGUGCAUCUAUUCCAUUUAAGGUGUCCUUAAACGUGUUGAAUGUAAUGUGUUGAAUGUUUAUGUGUGGUGACUAAAGUAUCUAUAUGUAUGUGCAUAAAACUGUCACAAGAUGUAUUCUCAGGAAUACUGUUACCUGGAGUUUGAAAGAAUAACUUAAAGAAAACAGUUAGGGAAGAUAAGCAAAAAAUUUGAAUUAAUUGACAAUCUUUUGUAAUAUUCAAAAUGUGAGUAAGAAUUGUCACUUUUGAUCAAUAUAAAUAUUAAUAUUACU
Molecule: messenger RNA, 3070 nt
Organism: Psammomys obesus (fat sand rat)
Lineage: Eukaryota; Metazoa; Chordata; Mammalia; Rodentia; Muridae
Product: protein unc-80 homolog
Biological process (GO): monoatomic cation homeostasis
Cellular component (GO): axon; cation channel complex
Molecular function (GO): monoatomic cation channel activity
Source: RefSeq, a predicted model, not a curated record